Molecule: messenger RNA, 417 nt
Organism: Trichophyton verrucosum HKI 0517
Lineage: Eukaryota; Fungi; Ascomycota; Eurotiomycetes; Onygenales; Arthrodermataceae
Exons: 1
Coding region: 1-417 (138 amino acids)
Source: RefSeq, a predicted model, not a curated record
AUGAUCGCCGACAGCAUGGACAGCAACUUUAAUCAGAUUCUGGAUAUCGAAUUGCCGGUAUCUCAACGCGAGUUCCUUGUCUUCAUUGAAUCUAGAAAAAGGUCGAAAUCGAGACUUGGUCAGGUGCCAGCCCAGCUUCCGGACAGAGGAAGGAAGAUAGACGGACGUACAGCCAUCGAUGUCGGCGAUAUGCGAACAUGUCGUGUUCUGUGGCUGGAACUUCUACCAGGGAAAUCAGAAGAGCUGCUAGGCGUGGGUGGGAUGAUGCUGGAUCUCGGCAUGUCUAUCCUUGAGACAUGCAUAUGUAUGAUGACAUACCGGUACCAUCCGGCUUCUCCAGGAACAGCUGAGGGUGAGGUUGAGAAGAGAGAGAGAGAAAUCUCAUUCCUCGCAGAUGAGCGGAAUGAAUAUUCCUGA